This is a messenger RNA of Colius striatus (speckled mousebird), 1055 nucleotides long. RefSeq names its product MYD88 innate immune signal transduction adaptor (gene MYD88). Gene Ontology annotation, biological process: MyD88-dependent toll-like receptor signaling pathway; innate immune response; defense response to Gram-positive bacterium. The record is from RefSeq and is a predicted model, not a curated record. The transcript is spliced from 5 exons. Lineage: Eukaryota; Metazoa; Chordata; Aves; Coliiformes; Coliidae. Gene Ontology annotation, molecular function: TIR domain binding; Toll-like receptor binding. Gene Ontology annotation, cellular component: plasma membrane. The coding region runs from base 28 to 927 and encodes 299 amino acids.
GGGGGAAGUUGCGAGAGCGGCGCGACCAUGGCCACGGCGCCGGCGGGCCCCGCUCCCGGCCCCGGCCCGUCGCCGCUCGACCUCCACGCCGUGCCCAUGGUGGCUCUGAACUACGGCGUGCGGCGCCGCCUCGGCCUCUACCUCAACCCGCGGGCGGCGGCGGCCGCCGACUGGACGGCGCUGGCGGAGGCGCUGGGCUGCGAGUACCUGGAGAUCCGGGCGCUGGAGGCGCAGCCCGACCCCACGGGCGCGCUGCUGGAGGCCUGGCAGGGCCGCUGCCCCGGCGGCGCCACCGUCGGCCGCCUCCUCGACCUCCUGCGCCGCCUCGGUCGCGACGACGUCCUGCUCGACCUGGCCGGCAGCGUGGAGGAGGACUGUAAGAAGUACUUGCAGAGGAAGCAGGAGCAGGCCAACCAGCCGCUGCAGGUGCCGGCUGUGGACAGCAGCGUGCCCAGGACCUCAGAGCUAAUGGGCAUCACCACCAGAGAUGAUCCCUAUGGGAGUGGAACAGAGAUGUUUGAUGCCUUCAUCUGCUACUGUCAGAAAGACCUUCAUUUUGUUCAGGAGAUGAUCAGGGAGCUGGAACAAACUGAGUUCAAGCUGAAGCUCUGUGUGUUUGAUCGGGACGUCUUGCCAGGAACGUGUGUGUGGUCCAUCAGCGGAGAGCUUAUAGAGAGGAGGUGUCGGAGGAUGGUGGUUGUCAUUUCAGACGAUUACCUGGAAAGUGAUGAAUGUGAUUUUCAGACCAAAUUCGCUCUUAGCCUUUCCCCAGGGGCUCGUCUCAAACGGCUGAUUCCAGUCAAGUGCAAAACCAUGAAGAACGAGUUUCCGAGUAUCUUACGGUUCAUCACAAUUUGUGAUUACACCAAUCCUUGCACCAAGAAAUGGUUCUGGACCAGACUGGCAAAAUCCCUCCUGCUGCCAUGAGGCAGAGUCAGGAUUGCGGCGUGCUCUCCUGUGACCUGUCUCGGCUGUGCCUUUGCACCGUGGUGUCCUUCACGCAGGCUCUGGAUCCAGAACCUGGAUCCUGGCAGUUGGUGUUUGGAACCCGCAAC